AUGAAGAUUGUUAUAUUAUUGGUUGUAUUGCUCGGCAUGUUGUCUAGCACUACUUUGGCCGCCACAUCUUGCAAGGUCAAUGGAAAUGCUGGCACAUGCCAAUACACAUCGGACUGCAGUGGUGAGUCAUACCCAGGAUUCUGUCCAGGCUCUGUGGACGUCGAGUGUUGCAUCCACCUUACAUCAUGCUCGGUCAAUGGAAUUGCCGGCACCUGCAAGGACCCAUCAUCAUGCUCUGGUCACUCCGAGGGCAACUACUGCACUGGCUCUGGCGAGUGCUGCAUCCCCGAGUCGCCCAGCGACGUCUGCUACGUGUUUGGCGAGAAGGGCGAGUGCAAGUCGAGCUCGUCGUGCACCGGCCACGUCGUCGCCGGCCACUGUUCCGGAUCGAGCAGCAAUGAGUGUUGUCUCGAGGAAGCACCAGGCAACGAUGUCAACUACACCAAGGUCAUCGAGCAGGCUCGUUCAAGAGUCGCUGCCCUCUGGCCCUACGUCUGGGGCGGUGGCCACAACCCAUAUGCUGGUCCAUCGAUCGGAACCUGUGAUGGCUACACCGGAAUCAUCCAGCCAUGUCCCGCCGACAGCACCGUCGGACUGGACUGCUCGGGUCUUGUCAGAGACGCCUUCUACUAUGGCGCUGGCAUCGACUAUGGUGAUGGAGGUGGCACGAACCAACAGGAGCCAAGCAAGUACAGCCACUUCAUCACGUACGAGGAGCGCCAGCCAGGUGAUGUCCAGUUCUUUGGUCCACGCGGCGACACCUACCACGUCAUCCUCUACGUUGGCAAGAUCCAUGGCGAGGACUACAUGAUUGAGGCCGAGGAGACCGGCACAACCGUCCACGAGGUCCCAUUGAGGACUGGCGGUACCUGGGUGCGUGUAUACUAA
Molecule: messenger RNA, 888 nt
Organism: Acytostelium subglobosum LB1
Lineage: Eukaryota; Evosea; Eumycetozoa; Acytosteliales; Acytosteliaceae
Exons: 1
Coding region: 1-888 (295 amino acids)
Source: RefSeq, a predicted model, not a curated record